This is a messenger RNA of Cannabis sativa, 2479 nucleotides long. Its product is annotated as INCREASED PETAL GROWTH ANISOTROPY 1-like protein 1. Gene Ontology annotation, cellular component: chloroplast outer membrane. The transcript is spliced from 8 exons. NCBI's taxonomy places the organism in Eukaryota, Viridiplantae, Streptophyta, Magnoliopsida, Rosales, Cannabaceae. Gene Ontology annotation, biological process: chloroplast organization. The coding region runs from base 358 to 2055 and encodes 565 amino acids. The record is from RefSeq and is a predicted model, not a curated record.
AAUACAAUGGUGUCAUUUUUUAGGGUAGCAUUAACUAUACCAACAAAACAAAAGCCAAAGUUGAGGUCAAUAGAUAUAAGGUGGGCAUACACAAUAAUCACAUUCAACAACAAAAAGGGUAUAAUUCUCUUAGCUUAGUCUAAAAAACUUUCGUAGUUUCAAAGUCUUAAAAAAAUAAAAACUAAUCAAGGGAAGAAGAAGGAAACAAGUUUGCGUACUAUGUACUUGCCUUGUGGGGGUUGCUUAAUCACAAUGCUUUUACAUUGAGAGAGAAGAACAAUUCUAUUAGGAGGAGAGUUGCUUUUCUUGUGUUUUGUGAGGCUUUGUUUUUGGUUAAAAAUGGAGUCUUUUUAAUACAUGAAGUUGUUGAGUGACACAACAAGCUCACCCCACAUGUCUCAGACUACUACCACCACCACUACCACUACCACAACCCCAUCUCGGCUUAGAGCUCCUUCAAAAUUUAAGGACUCACCAAAACCUUCAAGAGCAAAAUCAGUAACCCCAGAUGCAAACGACAACAAUUCUAGGCCUAGGAGGCCACUUGUGCUGACUAAGCCUAAAUCUGGUGAAUUGGGUUUGGGAUCUCAAAAGGGUAGGGAGCUUGAUGAGUCUAAGUUGGUGGGUCGGCUUGGAAACAGGCCGGUUGUUGAGCAAUUCUCUAGGCCACGCCGGUUGAGAUCAUCUGAUGUUGCUAGUUCGAAGAAAACUGAGGAUUUUAACAACAACAACAAUAACCCAGAUGGCAAAAACAAGGAUUUGCAUGAUAAGCUUCAAAUGAGUGAUGCUUUGAUUAGAGAUUUGCAGUCUCAAGUUUUGAGCUUGAAGACUGAGUUGGAUAAAGCUCAUGGCUUUAACUCAGAGCUUCUUUCCCGGAACAAAAAGCUGGCUGAGGAACUUGAGGCUGCUGAAGCAAAAAUAGCAUCUACUAGCAGUCCUGACCAGACCAAAUCUGUUGGGAAGUAUCAAAGUCCUAAUUUCAAAGACAUUCAGAAACUCAUUGCCAAUAAACUACAACGCUCUGUGGGUAAGAAGGAGACAGUUCAGGAAGCUAGCAUAGUCAAGAAGCCUUCCUCUCCAUUUCCACAACCACCGCCGCCACCACCACCAAUUAGUCCAACUCCCAAAGUUGUUGAUGUUGCAAGGAAGACUCCAUCCUCAAUGUCUGUGCUGCCACCUCCUCCACCACCCCCACCUAUGCCCUCGGCUAGAACAGCACCCGCCACCAGUCAGAAAGCUCCAGCAUUUUUGGAAUUCUAUCAUUCGUUGACAAAGCAAGAGGGGAAGAAGAAUUCUCCAGAACUAAGAAAGAGUCCUAAUCAUAAACAAACAGCUAUUAGUGCACAUAACAGCAUAGUUGGAGAAAUCCAAAAUCGUUCGUCUCAUCUUUUAGCUAUAAAAGCUGACAUUGAAACAAAAGGAGAGUUUAUCAAUGGCUUGAUUGCAAAGGUGUUGGAUGCCUCGUAUUUGGACAUAGAAGAUGUCUUAAAGUUUGUGGAUUGGCUUGAUGAACAGCUCUCAUCAUUGGCUGACGAACGAGCUGUGUUAAAGCAUUUCAAAUGGCCGGAGAGGAAAGCUGAUGCCCUGCGAGAAGCUGCAAUCGAAUAUCGUGAGCUAAAACAGUUAGAAAAUGAGAUUGCUUCUUACAAAGAUGACACUGAUAUUCCAUGUGCUGCUGCCUUAAAGAAGAUAACCAGCUUAUUAGAUAAGUCGGAGAAAAGCAUUCAACGGCUUAUCAAGCUGCGAAAUUCAGCAAUGCGUUCUUAUAAGGAAUUCAAAAUCCCAACUGAUUGGAUGCUUGAUUCAGGGAUUGUGAGUAAGAUAAAGCAGGCAUCAAUGAAUCUUGUGAAAACAUUUAUGAAGAGAGUGACAAUGGAGGUGGAAUCUGAUAAGGAAUUGAAUCAAGAAUCUCUUCUUCUACAGGGUGUAAAUUUUGCAUACAGAGCUCAUCAGUUUGCAGGAGGUCUAGAUUCAGAAACAUUAUGUGCUUUUGAAGAGAUAAGAGCACGUUUUCCCGGACACAUGAGAGGGUCUCGACAGUUAUUGACAUCAUAGCUUCUGGUGUGGACAGCGGCCAGGCAUUUUUUGUUUCGGUUUUUUACAUACAGACUCUGACAAAGUGAAUGAAAAUGGUGUUUGUGAUAACAAAUAUCCAACAAAGGUCUAAGCUUAUUAACUCAAAAACUUGAUAGGAGCAGGAGGGAGAAGAAGAUGGGUGAUAUUUUGUUGCAGCAAAUGUAGUGUUUAUAUUUGUUAGUAUUUGUAUACAUGAAUUUUGUUUUUCUAUGAUUGAAAAAAAAAAUGAUGCUUACUAAAACUCUUUUUAUUAUGGUUUUAUUAUACUUACAAUGUUGUAAUAAACAAGAAUAGUCUCCUGAGUCUGCUCAAGUUGAUUCUGUUCCUUAAUCAACAACUAAAAACCCCUAAUCUUUAUACUUUUAAUGUUGCUUAUUAAUUGGUGUUAUGUUGUUUUCAUAAA